AUGUCGUGGGGCCCCAAACUGUGUCCUAGGUCAGGGAAGUCCAAAGGCGCAGAGCCACGGCUCCGAGUGGACACCCCCUGGGAAGAGAAGGGUUGCCGCUCCUGGCGGGGAGGGAAGACCGCCGCUGCCUCCGCCAUGCUCCGCGCACUGGGCCGAGCGGCGGCUCUAGGGCUCAGGGUACCCUGGGCGCGGUGGGCUGGGAGCCGGGCGGGGGUCCCGGCCCAGGUGGUGGACCUGCGCAGCGACACAGUGACCAGGCCUGGGCCAGCUGUGAGCCGCGCCAUGGCCGAGGCAGUCGUAGGGGACGAUGACUACGGCGAGGACCCCACUGUCCGCGAGCUGCAGGAAAAGACUGCAGAGCUUCUCGGGGUGGAGCGGACUCUGUUUGUGCCCACCAACACUAUGGCCAACCUCAUCUCUGUGAUGGGUCACUGCCGGCGCCGGGGCUCCCAGCUCCUCCUUGGGCAGGAGUGCCACCUCCAGGUCUAUGAGCAGGGCGGGGUGGCUCAGCUUGCUGGGGUGCUCUCCCACCCACUCCCAGACCUGCCGCAUGGCACGCUGGACCUGGAUGAGCUGGAGAAGGUGCUUGCUCGGGGCCAUGGGAGCCCCUACCACCCAGUCUGUGAGCUUGUGUGCCUGGAGAACACACACAGCAGCUCAGGAGGCCGGGUCCUGCCCAUUGACUACCUCCGCCAGGUGCACCUCCUGGCCAGGACCUAUGGGGCCCGAGUCCACCUGGAUGGGGCCCGGCUGAUGAAUGCAGCGGUGGCUCUACGUGUGCCCCCUGCCCGCAUCGUGGAGCACUGUGACUCUGUGUCUUUCUGUUUCUCCAAGGGCCUGGGUGCUCCAGUGGGUGCCCUGGUCGGGGGGUCCAAGGACUUCAUUGAAGAAGCCUGGCGUUUCCGGAAAGCCCUGGGCGGGGGCAUGCACCAGUCUGGGGUGCUGGCUGCAGCAGCCCUGGUGGGUCUGGCUGAUGCAGAGGAGGCCCUGCUGCAGGACCAUGCGAAUGCCCAGAGAUUUGCCAAAGGUCUCCAGGAGCUGGCAUCGCCCAUCUGCUUCGUGGAUCCUGUCACCGUGGAGACCAACAUGGUGCUGGUGAGGGUGAGUGGGCUGUCACCCACGCAGCUGUGCCAGCGCCUGCAGGCUGUGAGCCCUGAGGAGGUGGCACAGAUUGGCCAUGCUGUGCGUGUGCUGCUGUUUCCCUGGACAGAGCAGUCGGUGCGCGCUGUGUGGCACCGUGGCGUCUCCACCCAGGACACUGACCUCGCACUGAGGAAGUGGGAGUUCGUGCUGAGGCAGCUGGAGCCCUGAGGACGGGGUGACCAGGGGCUGCAUGUCCUGGCUGGGACCGAGAUGGGGAGAGGUGUUCAGAGCCUGUGGCCCAGUAGCCUGCCAGAAGUAAAGGCCAACCUCUGGGGGGAGGUGACACCAUCCAAAGCCUCAGGUUUCUCUACAGUGACUCACAGGUGAUAACCUCACUCGGUCAGAAAUAACCAGGCAUAGGGUCAGACAAGAUGUGACCAAAAAUCAAGGGGAAACUCAGACAAACGGACAUGUGGGUGAUGAGGAUAAUGGAGUUAUUACACACAGAAUUUAAAAUAAAAUAUUUAAGGAAUUACAA
Chinchilla lanigera (long-tailed chinchilla) is the source of this 1621-nucleotide messenger RNA. RefSeq names its product probable low-specificity L-threonine aldolase 1. The transcript has 7 exons. The record is from RefSeq and is a predicted model, not a curated record. Gene Ontology annotation, molecular function: L-allo-threonine aldolase activity. Bases 1 to 1311 code for a protein of 436 amino acids. Gene Ontology annotation, cellular component: cytosol. Lineage: Eukaryota; Metazoa; Chordata; Mammalia; Rodentia; Chinchillidae. Gene Ontology annotation, biological process: L-threonine catabolic process; glycine biosynthetic process.